Molecule: messenger RNA, 2868 nt
Organism: Symbiodinium sp. CCMP2592
Lineage: Eukaryota; Dinophyceae; Suessiales; Symbiodiniaceae
Source: the annotation of a GenBank genome assembly
AUGAGCAGCAUGCCUGGCGAACUGGACGUGUCCUUCAUGGCGGAGCUUGAAGAAGUGAUCGAUGCGGCUGCGGCUGCUGGUGCUGAAGAUCCUAAAAUGGAAGAGGGGGCCAAUUCCGAUGCAUCUUCGGGGUCGGGGGCCUCAUCGAAGCGGAGCUUCAAGCGAGGACGAAGGUCCACGGGGUCGAGGAGCACAGCCCCUAGCGCGAAGGUCAAGCCGGCUAAGAAAAUAGCCGGUGUCCGGAAGCAAACCAAGGCAAAUUGCCGGAAGUGCAAAGGCUGCGGGCUUUUUUUCCGCCCAGAGGAUAUGGGCAGCAGAUCCCCAUACUGUGUCAAGGACAAAACUCGGGUGGACAAUCUGACCCGCCUUGCCAAGCAGUUGGGCAGGUCCGCUUGGUUUGCUUCGAUCAAAGCCGAUGAAAGCAAGCUUCCACACGCCCUCAAAACUUACCGGGAUCUCACCGGUGACGAUGGCGAGGGGUCCAAGAAGAAGGUUCCCAAGGGCGUCCUCUUCCAAUCGAUGGAAAAGUCUGUGGCCGGCAGCAGAGUUUCGCACGAUGCUGAGUACAAGUACAUGCCUGAAGACCUUUACACAAAGCACGUGACAGAAGUCAUCACGGAGCAGGAGGGCCGCCUCACUGGUGCCCAAGCGGCUGCCCAAUGGUCUAAAUGGAAGGCGCUCAUCGAGGAGGAUCCUGACACCCAAGAGAUCAUUUAUGACAAGAAGGGAAAGGAUGGUGCAUUGAGAGUCGCUGUUCCCAUCAGUGACAUUGUCCGAUUGAGCAACUUCCAGGAGGAUCUCAAAGAGUUUGGGCAGGUGCGCACCGAGAAGAACUUGGAUGAGGCUGCCCAGGAAGCCAGGCGGAAGGACAUCGUCGCCAACCACAACAGCGAAGAUGCUAUCUGCCGAGCUUCGAAACUUGCUCGGAGUGGUGCUGGCGGCAACGCUUUCAUCGGCAAGACCUUCGACUUCGACUUCGAGGCCCUGAUGAAGAGUAUGGCUGAUGAAGAUGAGCAAAAGGACGAGGAGGGUGACGGCUCUGAGAAGGCGAGCUCACAGCCAAGCACCUCUGGCAAAGGCGGCCUCGACAAGGACAAGGAUUCGGACAUCAGCCCCUCCAAGCCGAAGGGUAAGAAGAGGGGGAAGGACGAGGAAGGCGCGCCGAAGCCGGGCAAGAAGGCCAAACAGUGGGACAAGGAAACGGUUGUUGCCAGCCGCAUCAGGAGUGAGAACACUGCACUCUGUACAUUGGAGGUGCAAUUGACGCAACGGCUAGGAGAAUGCCGCGAGGUCCUGGCGACGCUGCAAAGCAAAGGUCAGGAUUGCAGCGAAGAAGCCAAAGUCGAGAAAGUCACCCUCGAGAAGCGGACGAUGUUUCUGGCUGCCAUCAUGGGGACUUCGGGGGAGAAGCUCAAGGCGCUCAUCGGUGAAUACGACCGGCAGGCCCCGGCCCAGGCAAUCGAGAAGAGUACUCCGCCGGCGCCGACGGUGGUUACGAGUUGGGAAGCGCAGCUGGAGACUUCGCCUCCUUGCGAAAGCUUUCGAGAGCUGACCACUCUUGCAUCCUGGAAGGACUCCGUAGAGAGUCUGUGGAGUGCAUCCUCGGCUGCGGAGCUGCGGGACUUGUCCAAGACCAGAUGCACCCAAAGGCGGCCGAUUCUAGAGCUUAGCCAAGCUUGCAAGACGGGAGUGAAGGAGCUGCAGAAGGCGAUGACGGCCUUUGAUGCGAGAAAAAAGCAGAAGGCCGAAGGCGUGCGGCCGAGCGCGAAAAAGGGUGCUGCUGCCGGCAGCGCCCUGUGGGAGACGGGAUUGGAGGUGGCCAUGGCGGUUCCCGAGGUCACAUGUGCUUCUGACGAGGUGGACUUCUCCAUGCCCACCCUCUUCAAGUUGGCCAAGCCGCAGCUGGACACGUUGGCAACGGAUUCCUUGAAAGCGGCGGGCGACCAGUUUGCCACAGCGAGAGCGGCGUGCAAGAUGCAAGCCGAAGCCGCUGCGGUGUGGUCCAGCUUUGUGGGCUACCUGCCCAAGAUGCUCGAGAACGUGGAGGGUUGCGAGUGCGGCCCGUUCCAUGUGGGCGUCCAGGGUGGCAAUGUGGCAACUGCCAGCGAGGCGGACUACAUGGCCAGCAUCCGUGUGGCGACCCAGGGGAGCCGGACCGUCAUUGCAAUUCCGAUGUCGCUAGCGAGUCAUGUAUUCGGCAACCACGAGCCCACCGUUCUGUGGAGCAGGUUCAUGAAUGCAAGCGUGCAGGAGAUCAACCAACUUGCCGAAGGUCGGCACGGUCGGCAGAUGUUCGCCAUCACGCAUGGAGUUGGGGAUGUGCUGUACCUCCCUGCGGCUUGGAUCUUUGCAGAGAAGGUCAAUGCCCAGAAUGACAUGCUGGGGAUGCUUGCUCGAGGCCUUGUGUUGAAGGACCACCAAGCGAUCACCGAGCUGGGCCUGGUUUUCAAGCUGCUGUCUGCUUCCAAGACGGCCGCAACAGAAGCACUCAAGCCCAAGCUCGAGAUGAUGGAGCGCAUGCUUUCUGAUUACAUCAAGAUUCAGCGUGAAAUGGCGGCAGCGGAGGCCCUGAUCCGCGACAAGGACAAUGCCAAUGCCGAUGCCGAUGCCAACGGCGGCGGUGAAGGUGAAGACGAUUCCACAAAGGCCCCGGCCCCGGCCCCGACAAAGGCUGCUGAGACUGAGACUGAUGAGGCUGCCAAGCCAGACGAGGCGAUCCCGCAAGAUCUCCCGAAGGAGGAGGUUCAGGAGGUUCCGAACGUACUCCCCCCCGUUGUCCCCACAGAGGACUCGGAAUCGGGGCGGGAGGCCGCGCCGGGGCAGGUCAUCGAUGUCGAGAAGGUCCAAGAGCCCAUCGAGAUCAAGUGA